AUGCCCAAACGAAAGGCGCCUUCUAGGAUCUCUGGUCUUCUAGGCUCUGAUGAUGAGGAUCUCCUGCAGGUCGGGCAAACAGAUGCCCAAGAAACACACAAUGAGCCUCCCGCCAAAAAGCGCAGAGGCAGACCGCGCACUUCACACGACGAUGUGAAUGCUGAACCCAAACCCAAGCCGAAACCUGCUACGCGCGCAAAGAAACAGAAAGAAGUCGCCGAAGCUACAGAAGAGGCCCCCGCACCAAAGAAACGAGGGCGACCAGCAGGAAACAGUCGUGUAUCGCAGUCGCAAGAACCCGAACCCAGACUCCAGACAGCUGCCACUGAAGAAAUGGAGAUGGAUAACCAUGCUCAAGAUCAGGAAAAUGAAGACCCUCAGCAGCGCAAAAAGACCAAUGCCGCAAAGCCAGCACCCGCCCGUCGCGGACGAGCUGCAGCCAACGCGAAGAAGGACCUUCAAACAGACAAUGGAUUCGAAUACACUCCACGUGCCGAUCAAAAAACCAGUGCUUCGGAAGAACCUGGAGAGCAUCCAUCUCCCAGCCCUCAACUUCGGGGCAAAGGACGGAGAGCAGAGCCUGAAGUAGAGGAAACACAACAAGGCGAUGAACCUACCAGGGAGGUUGUGGACGAAACGAUCCUUCCCAUCGAACCGGCUUCUAAGCGCUAUAUCACGUCUCCUGUGAAGAAGGCCCGCGCCCGAGCGUCCCUCUUACGCCACCCGCCAGAUUCCUCUCCUCGGAAGCGCAAGCUCGGUGAAACAGAACAGGGCGGUGAUCCGGAGUUAAGGCGUAGACUUGGUGAACUCAGCAAAAAGCACGAUGCAUUGGAAGCGAAGUUUCGAAAUCUUCGAGAAAUCGGUAUUGUGGAGGCCAAUGCCAACAUGGAUAAAUUGCGAAGACAAAGUGAGACGGUUACUACAGCCUCGAAUGAAUUGGUUGCCUCGCUUAAAGCAGAAUUAGAAGUUCAGCGCAAGCUUGGGCAACAGAGCCGUGGUCUGCAGAAGCAACUCAAUGACCGUGAUACCGAGAUGGCCAGAUUGAAGUCUCAGGCUGACGAGGCGCAGGCCCAACUCGCCUCUGCUCAAACUGAAGUCAAGGCCCUACAAACCAAGCUUGCUGCUGCGCGCAAUACAGCUGCCAGCAUUGAGGGGGCUGCGAAGGUACCCGGCAGUGCUAUCAAGGGUGGCCCAGCCAACCGUGCCAAUGCGGCAGCCAGCGCUGAAGCCGCGCAAGCUGCACAGCUGGCACAGCUUAAGGAAGAUCUCUAUAGUGACCUAACUGGGCUGAUUGUUCGCGAUGUCAAGACAACCGACACAGAUCAUGUGUAUGAUUGCAUCCAGACCGGAAUCAAUGGAACUCUUCAUUUCCACUUGGCCAUUCCCAAGACAUCAACCAACUACGAUAAUACCGAAAUCCAGUACCUUCCUCUCUUAGAUGCCAAUCGAGAUCGCGACUUGGUGAACCUGUUGCCGAACUUCUUGGUGGAGGACAUCACCUUCAGUCGCGGACAGGCUGCCAAGUUCUAUACGCGGGUCAUCGAUGCGCUGACCAAGCGCCGGUCUCUUCCAGCGCAGUAG
This is a messenger RNA of Penicillium nucicola, 1581 nucleotides long. Its product is annotated as putative chromosome segregation protein (Pcs1). Gene Ontology annotation, cellular component: chromosome, centromeric core domain; monopolin complex; nucleolus. Gene Ontology annotation, molecular function: protein binding; microtubule site clamp. Bases 1 to 1581 code for a protein of 526 amino acids. The transcript has 3 exons. Gene Ontology annotation, biological process: homologous chromosome segregation; meiotic sister chromatid segregation; attachment of mitotic spindle microtubules to kinetochore. Lineage: Eukaryota; Fungi; Ascomycota; Eurotiomycetes; Eurotiales; Aspergillaceae. The record is from RefSeq and is a predicted model, not a curated record.